AUGAGUAGUGAUAGUGAUGACUGGGAUUGGGAUAAUGGAAAUGAUGAAACUUCAUUUAGGACACCAUGUUUAUUUUGUAAAGAGUUUCUUGACAUUGACCUUCUUUUAAAACAUAUGAACGAAAAACAUCAUAUUUCAUUUGAAGAACUUUACCAAAUUGCACAAGGGAAUCAAUAUAAUUACAUUAAAUUAAUUAAUUUCAUCAGAAAGAAUAAAAUAAAUGUAGAAGAAGUAAAAAAUUUUAAUGCAAAUUUCUUUGAAGAAAUAGAAAAUAAUAAAUAUUUAUUGCCAACAAUCAAUGGAGAUGGGUUAUUAAUGAUUGAUGCCAAAUGGAAUGAUGAUGAUAUUACACUUGCUAAUACUAUUGAUAAAAUGGAUGAACUAGAUGAUUCUACACAACAAGAAUUACUUGAAAUUAAAAAAGAAGAUGAAUCAGCAAUGAGUGUUGAGAAAAAGUCAAAACAUUCAGAAGAAAGUGAUGACUAA
Entamoeba histolytica HM-1:IMSS is the source of this 486-nucleotide messenger RNA. RefSeq lists its product as uncharacterized. The record is from RefSeq and is a predicted model, not a curated record. The coding region runs from base 1 to 486 and encodes 161 amino acids. The transcript has a single exon. Lineage: Eukaryota; Evosea; Mastigamoebida; Endamoebidae.